AUGAGUGCAUCAUGAACUAUUGGGAGCCAAAAUCAAACAUCAGAAUUAAAAAACUACAGCCUUCCUGGCAUAAUAUACUGUUUUACAGCUAAAAUAUAUUAUAUAAGUAAAAUUUUAAUUAUUAAUUAUUAUUGCUUCUCAUUCACUCUAGCAAGUAUAUCAUAUCUUAGUGAGCACUGUAAAUCAAUAGAAAUCGAGCGGACACAUUGACUAGUCGAGAAAAAACAGCUAACUGAAAAGGUAGCUCAGCUUGAAGGAGAAAAUAAGUCUCAAGAUAAUAUUAUUAAGGAUUUAACUCGAAGAAUAAAAAUGCUAGAGUAUUCUUUACGACAAGAACGCAUAAAAUAUGCAAAAUUAACCGGAGGCCAUCAUAGGGUGAACUCAGAUGUGAUUACAAGUAUUUUAUCUCGGGAUGAAAAAAAUGGAGAAGGCUCCGCAAAUGCUCCUCCAAAGCACAAAACGAGGGCUCAUAGACAAUUAUUGUCUAAAUAUUUACAAGAAUUAGGACUUGAUGAUAUUUUCAGCGGAGAUCUGCCUCCAAGGCCGUCAUUGACGCAUCAUAGGUCAAGCAAAAGCUACGGAAGUGGCAUCCAAACGUUUAAAUUAGAUUAUGAUGGUAUUUAUAGCCCCCAUUUGCUGAAGCGCCAUGCAUUCCGCAGGCGAUCUCCUGCAAUGACCUCCCUCAAGGCAGCUUGAGCCCGAGCCAAAGUCCCCGGUUUCUCGGUAGAGAUAUUCUUCCUCCUGAGCUGGAAAGCCAGAUUUUUUCUGGGAACCUCAUUUCCAACCCAAGUGCCAGAAUUUCUCGACCCUGCGUAGCUUAUUCCAGAUUUUCCCAUUGAGGGACUUUUUAGACUGGAGAGACUAGCCCUAGGAUCUUAGUCUAUCCUAUCUUCCCCCUUUUUCUCCGAUUAUCUUUGAGAAAAAAACUCAAUGUGCUUGCGCAUAUUCGGGACAGGCAAUAAAGCAGCUUAGGUAGGUAACUUGCCCUGCCUCUAUCAGACCUAUUUUCUACCCUGGCAAAAAAGACGCAAACAACUUCCGCUCGAGUCAGCUAUGAAUCAGCAUAAAUAGUACUGAGCCUUUCGCUUCAAGGCUAACCCACCCUAGGCAACUCCUUGCACCAUAAACAACCUCCGGAUAUGCAUAAGGACACCCGCCGUUGGGAGAACGGGUCACUCGUGACCCACCAUUUUUAUAUAUAUUGGUAUCCAAGCUUUAAUUGAGCCUCCUGAAGUAGAAAAUAAACCAAUUCCUAAGCCAGAACCUGUAAAAUCUUCUUCCAUAAUUGAAGAAAAAAGCAAGCGGUUAUGAGAACUCAAAGCUACUCUAAAAUCUCACAUGGAUGGCGUCAGAAGUGUAUAUUUCGCCCCAAAAAAUGGAAUUCUAGCGACUUCAUCUGAAGAUUGUGUAAUAAAGCUUUGGGAUAUUUCCAAUUAUGAAUCUCUAAAUGAAAGCAGCUUUUUUGAGCCUUAUUUUACUUUAAGAGGUCAUAAAGGACCUAUCUUUUGUAGCACAGGCAAUCAGAUAGGAAAUGAGCAGAUGCUAUAUACAGCUGGAAAAGAAGGAAAUAUUCGGGUAUGGGAUUUAAGGCCAUCUAAUGAAAUUGAUACUUAUAGCCCAGGACCAGAUAGAGGUUGUUGUGUAGGUGUAUGGGCAAGCCAUAAUGAGCCUGUCUGGGACUUGCAGCACCAUCCUGUGGAUAAUCUUUUAUUGUCUGUAAGCUCAGAUGGUGUCACCAAGUUAUGGAAGACUAUAGAUUCCAGAACUUCUAUUGAAAAUUGAGUUGAAGGCAGAGCAAGCUCAAAUUUGCUGAAAAAUUACACGUUUCCUAUAAGUGAUGAUGAUUUUCAUACCCCAACUUGUUGUGCUUGGAUUAUGACUGAGCUAAAUUCUUUCGUGGUCGGCUAUACAAGCCCAUUUUUGAAUAUUUAUGAUAACCAAACUGGCAAGCCAACAAUAAUAAAAUUUGUAAAAGAGCAAAAUGCGCCCUUAGCCACUUAUCAAAUAAAUUCAAUAGUAACUGAUCCAAAUCACAGCAUAAUUAAAAUAUGGCGUCUUCGUCUGGACAUGGCCUCCGGCCAUGCAGCCUCGUCUCAUAUUUUAAUUAUAUCCGGCAAGGUUUUGCCAUUUCAGAGAUGGACAGCAAUGCUAGGUAAGCAAUUCUGGUUGUGUGUAGAGCCUAGCCCAAAUCUAAUUCAGGAAUGGUUUUUUCCUCAUGGGGAAGGAGGGCACGGAAGUUGGAAAGGGGGAAGCUCAGCAAAGUCCUUUGGACCAAUCGGGCAACUCCCUAGCAUGAAACUGGGCGUUACGUCCCAGGCUUCGUAUUUUUCCUUUUUGCCGAGAGCCGACCAGAAAAUCCAUUUUUUGGGUUUUCGGAAAAGCAACCCAUGUCCACAAGUAAGUAGCUCACUCAUGAGUCGUCGAAGCCGGUGACGUUUGCCCUAGGCGCACCCUAGUGAUCGAAGCGGUUUGGCCCAGCAGCCUAUAGGCCCGAUGCAGCGAAAGGUAAGUGGCAGAUCUGGGGAGAGUCUACCCCGUAAGGGACGUUAAAUGUAUAAAUUCUAUAAGAUAAGAUCCAAAUCACAGCCUAGCUGUAUCUGGGCAUGAAGAUAAGCAUAUAAGGUUUUUUGAUUUAAAUAGCUGCACUUGUAUAAAAGAUUUGGUUGGACAUACAGAAUCAGUCAGCUCACUACUUAUGGACAAAUAUGGGAAUUAUGUGAUUUCUGGAGGACAUGAUGGGAGCUUGAGGUUUUGGGAUAUGAGGAAUUAUCAGUGCUUGCAUGAAAUUCCAGCUCAUAGAAAGAAAUAUGAUGAAGGAGUGUUUUCAAUUGCACAGCAUCAAAAUCUGCCGAUUUUGGCAUCUGGAGGCGCUGAUUCUUUGGUGAAGCUUUAUAAUAUGUCUGAAGAGUAA
Blepharisma stoltei is the source of this 2911-nucleotide messenger RNA. Lineage: Eukaryota; Ciliophora; Heterotrichea; Heterotrichida; Blepharismidae. The record is from the annotation of a GenBank genome assembly.